Messenger RNA from Colletotrichum godetiae, 1191 nucleotides. RefSeq lists its product as uncharacterized. The coding region runs from base 25 to 1065 and encodes 346 amino acids. The transcript has 2 exons. Gene Ontology annotation, molecular function: FAD binding. Lineage: Eukaryota; Fungi; Ascomycota; Sordariomycetes; Glomerellales; Glomerellaceae. The record is from RefSeq and is a predicted model, not a curated record.
GUUGAGGAAGGUGUCACUAUCGACAUGAACCUGGUCAACCAAGUUGAGUACUCCUCCGAAACCAAGGUCGCCAGCAUUGGAGCCGGGGCACUUUGGCGUGACAUCUACUCUGCGCUCGAGCCCUUUGGUACAACGGCACCCAGCGGACGUACUUCGACUGUCGGCGUCACUGGGUUCCUGACCGGCGGUGGCAAUAAUUUCUUCGGCGCAGACGUCGGACUCGGUUGCGAUAACGUUGUCAACUUCGAAGUUGUACUCGCUAGCGGCGAGACCGUCAAUGCCAACAGAGAAACCCAUUCCGAUUUACACCAAGCGCUUAAGGAUGGUUCGAGCAACUUCGGGAUAGUCACACGUGUCGACAUUCAGAGGAUUGACGUUGUCAACAUCUGGGGUGGACAGGUUGUUUACCCCCUCAACACCACUGAACAACACAUUGCUGCCUACGUCAAGUGGGUUGAUAACAUCCCCAACUACACCAAGGGUUCAGCUGUUGCCUUUUGGGCAUACACACCCACUGCUGGCACCGUCGUAUCGGCUGCUCUUCAUGAUACAUCUGACUCCGAGUGGGCACCAGCCUAUAAGGAAUUUCAGACGAUCGGACCUCAGAUAGCGAAUACCUUCCGUCAUGAUAGUCACCUGAACAUGACUGUUGAGCUCGAGGAGCCUAUGGGGUACCGCCAGAUUUGGAUCACUUUGACGGGCAAGAAUGAUGCCCGCUUCAUACAAGCCACACAAGACGCCGACUUCUUAAACUACAUCACUUUCCAGGCUAUGCCAACACUGCUGUUCAAGCACUCAACAGAGCGAGGAGGCAAUUUGGUCGGGAUGGAGCGCGAGGCUGAAGAUGCGAUUCUGUUCCAGAUGCAGCACAUGGUUCGCGCUGACAGUGCUGAGAAAAAGGCCCGAAAGCAACAUGUUGCCAUGCGCCAGGAACUGAAAGAUUUCUACAUCUCCGAGGGCGUCAAUGUUGAAUGGGAGUACUUGGGAUAUGCCAAUGGAUCACAGGACCCUCUCAGCACCUACGGCCAAGAGAACAUUCAGUUUCUCGAAAAGGUCACUACUUAGUAUGACCCCCAGCAAGUAUCUCAGAAAAGAGUUCCUGGCGGAUUCAAGAUCUUGAAGGUUGAUCUGGUUUGGCCACUUUGCCUGGAGAUGAAGGCUUUUUUCAUUGAUAGAUCUUGGAAUGGUAUA